UCUCGCCAUUUUUCGUAGGUCUCUUUCUCGCUCGUUCUCCUUCUCUGCUCGUCUGAGGGAAUCUACGUUCAUCUUCCUGGUUCAUAUCCGACGAACCAGGUUAAAAAAGAAGCCUGCAUGCAGGAGUAUACAGUACAGGCCCAUGCCUUGUUGUUUUAGUGGAAUUCAAGUGUCCCAGUAUUCUAACUUAAACCAUAGAAAAUGGGUCGUGGAGUGAGUAGUGGUGGAGGCCAAAGUUCAUUGGGAUACCUGUUUGGGGGUGGCGAGGCACCAAAACCAGCCACCAAUCAUGCUCAAGAUGCUCAGAACCAGGGACAUGGUGCAGGUAAUGGACCCACCCAGAAGUCUACUCCUGCACCAGUUGACAACAGUAAGCAGAUUCCAGCUGGUAUCCUGGGGAACCAAGCAAACAACUACUUCCGUGCAGAUGGCCAGAACUGUGGGAACUUCAUCACGGAUCGGCCUUCUACCAAGGUUCACGCUGCACCUGGCGGUGGAUCUUCCCUGGGUUACCUCUUUGGUGGUGGGCCUGGUGGCAACAACUAAUGCCGUUUCUCCUUGAGAUCAUUGAACUAUUGUUUACUGUUUGUCUAGAACUCAUAGUAAUUUGGAAGAAACAAUAUUCCAUCCAGCCUUGUCCUAUAUAGACACUGAACUGUGUGAUCAUGUGAUGUUAAUAUAUAUAGCCCUGUUCUUGUGGGAACGCUUGUGACUGGAUUUGCUCCGAAGGAUAAUGUGAUUAGAAGCAAAAAUAUCCACCAGCAAGCUUAACGUUAAACGACUUUUCUAUUUUCUGUUCUGCUGAUGCCUUUUAUUUUGUUUUAAUGUGGAUACUGUUAAAUGUAUUUUCUGCAACAUGAUCACAUUUAGCCGAUUGACGUGGCAAUUGUAUUGUUCCGAAAAACAGAACCAUGUUGCCGGAACUUCCUGGAUUGGUUUUA
Molecule: messenger RNA, 941 nt
Organism: Nelumbo nucifera (sacred lotus)
Lineage: Eukaryota; Viridiplantae; Streptophyta; Magnoliopsida; Proteales; Nelumbonaceae
Source: RefSeq, a predicted model, not a curated record